This is a messenger RNA of Oncorhynchus keta (chum salmon), 4363 nucleotides long. It is a transcript of the gene gdf6b, whose product is annotated as growth differentiation factor 6b. Gene Ontology annotation, biological process: SMAD protein signal transduction; BMP signaling pathway. The transcript has 2 exons. The record is from RefSeq and is a predicted model, not a curated record. Gene Ontology annotation, molecular function: growth factor activity; cytokine activity. Gene Ontology annotation, cellular component: extracellular region. NCBI's taxonomy places the organism in Eukaryota, Metazoa, Chordata, Actinopteri, Salmoniformes, Salmonidae. Bases 132 to 1382 code for a protein of 416 amino acids.
CUUGUUGAAUGUGGAUGAAGUCCAGCUUCGAUAGUGCCCGUGGUCCCUUCGCGACAUACUAAGCAUCUACUCUGACACAUAUUUGACAUUUCGCUGACGUUUUUUUAUCAAUCUAUUUAUUUUUGAAAAUUAUGGAUUUCUAUCAAAUAACCACAUUUUACGCGGUCCUCACAUGUGUAUGGGAUUUACCAUGUUUUACAUCAUUUACUAUUUUCCUCCCGUCUGCCUCAAAGAGCAGCAAGGUCCCGAAAGUAUUUGAUGGACGAGAGGCAAAAUAUUUCAAAGAUAUCUACUCAUCAUCAUCAUCAUCAUCAAAUGAGCGGUAUUACAAGGGUGGGUUCAAAGAUUCAGUUGAACCACACGACUACAUGCUUUCAAUUUACAAGACUUUCUCUACAGCCGAAAAAUUGGGGCUGAACGCAAGUUUCUUUCGGUCGUCAAAAGCAGCUAACACUAUAGCAAGUUUUGUGGACAUCGGCCAAGAUGACCUCCCACUCUCCCCUUUGCGAAGACAGCAGUAUCUGUUUGACGUCUCAACCCUCUCAGACAGAGCCGAGGUGCUGGGGGCUGAGUUGAGGAUAUACACCAAAGUGUCUGGGAAUUUCAGGAUGUCGGAAAUGGAGCCAGUGGACAUUCAGCUACUCUCCUGCCGCUCUCAGCAGCUGCUGGAUUCCAGAACGUUGGAUCUUCAGGAGUCCCAUCGGCCCAGAUGGGAGGUGCUGGAUGUGUGGGAAAUAUUUAAGGACAGGGAUCACCUCACACAGGGGAGCCAGUUCUGUCUGGAGGUCAAGGCCAUGCUGGACAACACUGAGAGGGAACUUGACUUGCAUCAUCUGGGCUUUCACAGAAAUGGUCGCUCACAACAAAAGAAGGCCAUUUUAGUGGUGUUCACCAGGUCCAAGAAGAGACAGACCCUUUUCAGUGAAAGGAGAGAAGGAAGGACAUUGAUUGGCCAUGGGGAAAAGGGGAAAGAGAGGGGCCAUCGUUCUAAUUUCAAAGCCAGCCGGAGACGCAGGACGGCGAUAUUGAAGAAUCGCCAUGGGAAGAGGCAUGGCAAAAAGUCAAAAUCGAGAUGCAGCAAGAAGCCGUUGCAUGUGAACUUCAGAGAGCUGGGCUGGGACGAUUGGAUCAUCGCUCCUCUGGAUUACGAGGCGUACCACUGUGAGGGCGUGUGUGACUUUCCUCUGAGGUCACAUCUAGAGCCCACAAACCAUGCCAUCAUACAGACCCUUAUGAAUUCUAUGAACCCCAGCAACAUGCCUCCUAGCUGCUGUGCCCCGUCCAAACUCAGCCCUAUCAGUAUUCUCUACAUCGACUCAGGAAAUAAUGUGGUGUAUAAGCAGUAUGAGGACAUGGUGGUUGAGUCGUGUGGUUGUAGGUAAUGCCUUUUUGGAAAGGCUGUGUUUUGAGUGGGAAUGAAAUGUGAUCAUCAGGGCCUAUCUGGUGUGAAGGCAAUACUUUAAGCUACCUGAUGGUCUGCAUCGCAAAUGGCACCGUUUUCACUAUGUAGGGCACUACUUUUGAUCUAUAGGGCUCUGGUAAAAAGUAGAGCACUAUAUAGGCAAUAGGGUGUCAUUUGGGACACAGAUGAACAGAGAGCCUUGUCUAAUGUUGUAAAAUGGUGUGGUGGGAUUAAUAAUCACCUGCCCCAAACUAAGCCAUGUUCAUUUCUUCUUCCCUGGUCUGGUUCUCAGUUUAAGACUGGUAAGCGAGGCUACUUCUUCCCUGGUCUGGUUCUCAGUUUAAGACUGGUAAGCGAGGCUACUUCUUCCCUGGUCUGGUUCUCAGUUUAAGACUGGUAAGCGAGGCUACUUCUUCCCUGAACCCUGUUACGUGUUUUUAUAUACCAGUUAACGGGAGGGACACUUCUAAACACCCAGCAAAUGACUGAAAAUCAAAAUGUGUCAUAUCAAUGUAAAAACAUAAUUCAAACAGCAGAAGUCCUUUCAUAGCUCCUUGGCUUGGCCUUUGACUCGAGAGGAUGCUUGAGUGCUACUCAGAAUGUAAAGCCUUAUUGAGUUGCAACGUCUGUGUAAUUCAAGUGCACUCCCACCCAAAAGGCCCCCAGGCUUAGCCUACUUAGCCAAGGGCUCAGCCUGUGUUCCAAAUGGCACCCUAUUCCCUACAUAGCUACAUAGUGUAGUGCACACAAUAUAUAGGGACUUGGGUGCCAUUUCGGACGUAGUCAUGUUGUGGUUAGAUACAAGGUGAUAAAAUAAUGCCCAUGGGCCUUUUCCUGUAAUGCACUGAGAUUCAUAUUACCAUAUGUAAGCACUUGAUAUGGAAAUGAUAAUUUAUGUUCUAUCAAUAAGUUAUUAUAUUUUUGUUGUUGGAGUUUGCUGUCGGGGUUUAAUACCUAUCAUGUUUUGGUCAUGUACAAGAUUGUAUUUCAGGUCCCAUAAAUGAACAACAACUUUGAAGGCUUAACAAAGCCUUCAUGAACCAUGUGUAGAUGGUUCAGAACGUAUGUAUUAAUAAGAAAAUUCAUACUAUUUCAAAGGUAACGUACCUGUAUGGGGUUUGCAAAGCAUCUAUGAAGGCCUUAUAAAUUAUGGUUUCAGAAAGUCUUAAAAGUUGCUGUUUGUUUAAUUAGGGACCACAUUUCAAAACUUUAAAGAUUGUAUUUUGUAAAACUUAUGGUGUAGAUUUGAACAUGCAAAGAAUGAGGGAGCCUUAACUGUUAAAACAGGAAAUUAUUACCAGUCAGAAAAAAAGACGCCUGUGUUUUUGCAAUGAUAUACUGCUCCAUAGUUUAUAGACCUGUUACUUUAGAGUGUUACUUUAGAGUCAUCUUUGUUGGAUUUUGUAUUUUACUUUCUAUUUUCUACUGGAACUCAAAACCAAUUUAUUUAAUAUUCUCUAACAAAUUUAAAACGGAAGGUACAUUUACAAUUUUUUUUAACUAGGCAACUCAGUUAAGAACAAAUUCUUAUUUUCAAUGACAGCCUAGGAACAGUGGGUUAACUGCCUGUUCAGGGGCAGAACAAUAGAUUUGUACCUUGUCAGCUCGGGGAUUUGAACUUGCAACCUUUUGGAUACAAGUCCAACGCUCUAACCACUAGGCUACGCUGCCGUGUAUUAUUCAAAUACAAUUGUAAGAAAAAUACAUACUGAAUGACAAAUUAAUGAUAACAACAAUCAAUUAAAUUAUUUAACCAAAUGAUAUAUUCCUUUUAUACCUGUUAAGGUUACAUGUUUUAUAUAAUAGUAUAUUAAAUUAUCUUUUGUAUUAUGUAUUUUGAUUAUAUUUUCCUAAAUAUGUGUAUCAUUGCGGUUUGAACUGAUUUGCGUUACUCGAUUGUGCAGUGUCACUAUAGUCCAGUGGCGGUCGGUGACGUUUAAGAUGAGGGAGGACGAUUAUUUUCUUUAUGAGCAUGGCUUUAUUUCUAUUACAGCAUAUUGGAUGACUGUUAUUCAUAUUUCAUUCACCUAGCUCAAUGUAACAUCAACAGGUUUAGGUUAAUGAUACUCACAUUUUUCCUGUACCCAUCAUGAGGUUGCUACAAUUUAGCCUAUGAAUGAAAUUUACCACAUAGAUGCACAGGUCGAUUAAUCAAGGAGACAGGCAGUGACACAUUCAGUACCACCUUGAACACUCUUGCCUGCAUCUAGCUGAUCAAGGGUGUGACCAUUAGUCCGACAGUUGCAAACAAGAGUUUCUAUUGGACAAACUCAGGAAUGUUUAUCCUCAUUUCGUUCCGUUUGAUUAAGUUUCAAAAAUGUUUUUCAACAGAAUCUGUGGAAUGAAUACACCCUUGAUCACAUGCAAACAAAGUUCACUUUCGUAACACCCACAUACAAACAGCAGGAUCAUUUUGCUCAAUGUAAAAUUCCUUCAUGUAUCUGUGCGCUCUCCUCCUCUCACAUUUUCCCUUCGCUUUUAGACGUCCAUGCACAAAACGUCAGCUGUCUGUGACCAAGCAAAAAAAAAAGCCAAACCUUCAUAUCAUAACCGCCAACCGCUACACACAAACUAUCUACAUCGCCGAAGCAACUAGAACUAACACAUUAGUAAACUCGCUAAAAUCAUGCAGUACAGUGUACAGUCAGCAAGCAGUUUAGUGGUUACACUGGCGAGCCCCAGUUGCAAUAGAUUUAUAAAAUCAAAAGCUUACCUUGACUUGGAAGAGUUCCAGUGAUGGAUAGCCAUAGCCAGCCAGCAAUCAUAGCCUCCCUCUCUGUUUGAGUAGGCUAAACUAGCUAGCUGCAUUUGCUAGCUAAGUGAAAGUAAAAACAAACAAAAAAUAUAUCUCUUGCUUCUUCAUUUUGGUGUUCAUUUUGGUGUUCGUGUCUGUGGGACCCAUUUUCAAUGUUUACUAAAAGAAAAGUAAUACAAUUAAUUAUUUCUUCAACCUGAGACUCA